Messenger RNA from Pomacea canaliculata, 4503 nucleotides. RefSeq lists its product as uncharacterized. The coding region runs from base 2082 to 2972 and encodes 296 amino acids. NCBI's taxonomy places the organism in Eukaryota, Metazoa, Mollusca, Gastropoda, Architaenioglossa, Ampullariidae. The transcript has 4 exons. The record is from RefSeq and is a predicted model, not a curated record.
AAUGCUUAUAUAUUUGUUGUUUUUAUUAUUAUUAAAGGCUGGCUUUAUGCACAAGCUCAGCUUCAAACGCAGAGCGGGUUAUUGAAGGAUAGCAAUGGAAUUAAGCGCCGACAUGCAAAACGGAUGAACUGGGGAAGUGGACAGGAGAGGAAAGGAAAGCCACUUUAUUCUUGUUGCUACUGGGCUGGAAAUGCAGGAAUCGUAAAUUUUUCGUUGACUGGCGGGAUUGAAAACAGCAAGUCGAUGUGUUUGCGGCUUGCCGUGUUUGUGAUGUAUUACGCUGAAUGCUAGGCCAAGAAUGCAAUGAUGUCCUCUUGGACAUUUUUCUCUGUCUUGCCUUUCAUGUGACGUCCGCAUUUCUCUCCUAUUCCUCCUCUCUUUCUCUCUCUCACCACUACUUGUGUAAUUGGAUGUUUAGCUAAAGUGUCAAUAUGAGUGAGUAUAUUAAGUAAGCUUGUGAAUGGAGGUGUGUGUUUUUUUUUGUUUUGUUUUGUUUUUGUUUUGUUUUUGUUUUGUUUUUUUGUAUGCAGUGUUUUAUUUAAUGAUAGGUUAUCUUCAGUCGGUGUGGAGAGGAUAACAUCACUGUAUUUUUAAUACCGAUUCUUGUAGCCAUGUUGUCUUGGAGCUAAACACCUGAGACGAUAAAAAUGAGUUACUAUUUUUUUUCUACCUAGCUCCCCUUUCUCUUCCUUUGACAUAUCUUCAGGUAUGCACAGGUAUGCACACACACACACACACAGAGAAUAGAAGAAAACAAGGUAAAAUCAAUACGAGUGCUACUUUAUCUAUUAGCUUUCUCUCCCAUACCAUCAAUAACUAUUACAUCAUUACUCAAUAUUUACGUUGUUACGGUGAUAACAAGCAAAGCUGAGCCAUUGCUGAGGCCGGAACUGCGUAGACCGCCAUGUGGCCCUCCGCCAUCGCACAGGCAAUAUCCUCGCAGAGCGACGUGAGAUAAGAGGAUCAGAGAGAGAGAAGGAGGUGAUUGUGUCCGACAUGCAUUGCAUUUGAAGUGACUGUGUGCGCCACGUUCGACUUUUCCGUUAAAUAACUGUAUGGACUGGAGCCCAGCUGCAUGAGGUCUUGCAUUUUCUUUCCAUACAUAAAUUUGUUCAUACAUUUCCCUGGGUAAACUGGCUUUGUGGGAAGUUUUGUGUAUGGAAAUGCGACAGAUCACCCGUGCAGCCAAACACUUAGCUGCUGAGGCUGUUGUUAUUUAUCUUUAACCUGCUUUGAUCGGGGGAUUCAUCUUGCACAGGCUCACCGCUUGUCUCAAGUUCCAGUCAGAGAUUUUCCCACACAAGAGAUAAAAGCCAUCGACCUACGAGCUAUAAAGCACUUGUUCUCAGUCAACCCAGGAACGCCCGCAGGACAGGACGAGAAUGGGGACAAGGUACCCGGAUCAGUUUCACAACGUUUGACAAGAGAUUUCGUCGUCUGCUUGACAUCGUCUGCUAAAUGCAGUUAUCCAACCGUGAGAGAAACGGCUGGGUGUUCUUUCGGGUCUCAGGACAAACAUGGGGCUUUCUGAAACCUGUUGAAGAUUAGACCGAAGAUGGCAUCACACAGAAUACUGAAGCACAAUCAGAAGGAUUAAAUUACUUCCCGAAGGCUUACACGCUGGACAAUAUCUGUCAGGAAGACUGUGGGUCAGCUUGUAUCACACCAUCUGAAGUCUGUGUGUGGUCAGUGUCAGUCGACCGUGUCAAGUUUACAGAUCAAAGAAAGGUCAGACCGACAUUGUGCGAGUAGAAAGGUCAACAAAAACGUGGGGUUUGUUUAACCAGACCUCGUCAGAAAACUAGAAGUUUGGUGAGGGUAAAGGCGGGAUCGUGAGGCCAAAGUCUUUUAUGUUACUGUUUAUUGUUUGUGCAAGGAACCUAAUGGUGUACACCGACCAUCUACACAGGACAGCGUUGUUUGGCGGUUUACAGGGAUAAAGUUUACUGUUCGUUCGCUACAAAGAUUUGAUUCCUCAUUUAAUGAAACGAGUGGUAGCAGACUGCUCGUGCAUACAGUUGAAGGAGUUGUGGGAGUGACACGACGACGCGCAGCGGAGCUAGUGAACACUACUCACCGCCAUGCAUUCAACCGUCGCCUCGCUGCAGAACGUUCGCAAACAGCGACAACUGGAACUGCAACUGGUGGACCUGGACCGUAAAUGGUACACUGAGUUGAAAGGCAUUGCGCGGGAGCGCCUGGGAGUGCUGAAGGAACUAUGUCGCAUCAACCAGGACCUGCGAGAGCGGGACCACUUCUCGGGCGCUGUGCGGGGUCGUGACCUCGCACGCCUGGCUGACCGCGCGCAGGACCGCCUGGUGCAGGAGAAGGAGAGCCGGCUGCUGAGGAAGUUCCAGUUUGAGCCUGAUCCCGUGGAGAAGCUGAGCCUGACCACGCUGCCUUUGAGCGCCGACGAGGUCAGGCUCGGGGAGGAUCGCGGGAAGGUCAUGACAUCACGUGACUUCACCCGCCAGCGCAUGCAGCUGCAGAAGCUGAACUCGGAGCAGAGCCUCUUCGAGCGGCGCACAAAGCGGCGAGCGUUUCUGGACAAGAGCAUCAUCGGACCGCGGAAAGGUCACGUGCGAGACCGCGCGCGGGGGAGUGGAUGGGGCAUCGACAGGUACGCCGUCCUCACCAACGUCGUCAGCGGGGAGGCGAGCCGGAAAGACGUCGACCACACCACCACUGUCAUCGCCGACGACAGAUCCCCGGCCAGCGAUGUCGACGACACAAGCAGGCUACACGAGCACUUCCGGUCACCCAGCCUCCCGGCGCUGAACGCCAAGGACGAACUGGAGCCGGAGCUGGAGGAGACGGGGGUGAGAGUUCAUCCUUCCCUCAGCGGCAAUCACAGCGCCUCUCUGGAUUAUCUGCCCGUCAUUCGUGAUGUCACGCGACAACAGGACUUAAUGUCCUCCUCGCCUCGUGUUUCUUUGGCCGACGAGCAUCUUCCGCCUAUAGUUAAAACAUGAUUGUAUUCUAAAAAAACAAAAUGACAAUGACAAGGGAUUCAGAAAUUACUUUUACAUUUUCAAAAUAUGGUGGCUUACAUCUUUAUGGAUAACCCUGACGCCAAACACGUGAGAGAUAAUACAUUGUCAACACGUGUGCUUAUUCCCUAGGGUCAGUUUUUCCUGGAUUUGACGAAAGGCAUGAAACGAAAGGUGAGAAAAGCUUUGUGUCGGCAGCUGGCUUGCUACCUGACUUGCAGGUGUCAAGGCCAGUUUUAACACCUCCAGUCCAGCGCUCGUUCAAUCUGUCCUUUAGACCUGUACUGACUCACCGCAUGGUGCAGACAUAAUUUCGGUUUUAUUUCCUGGCCUCACCCGUCUGUUCCGUGCAGAGUCGGGGCGAUAAAAUACACUGUACAUUGCAAAUUUCCUCUGACAAAGAUAGACAUCUCCGUGGGAAACUUUUAUUUCUCCGACAGCUGUAGCUUUGCUGUGUCAUGUCUUUGUCCGCACUUUCUGUUCUGUGGGCAAGUAAAACGGUUCUGAUCAGACAUGUCGUUACUCCUCUAAUUAUUAUUAUUCUAAUGAAAAGAGCCUUGGAGUGUUGAUAAAUAAAAACGUGUUUAUAAAUAACUUGAAAUCAACAAACAGGGAAAAGAAGAAGUAGUCAAAAUAUAAAGUACGCGAGAACCGAGUCAGCAAUGUUAUACAAGACCUAAAAACAAACAUUAGAAAUCAGUCUAAGCAGGCUGUCCUUACAAACUGUCCAUGUUCCAGUCCAUCAGCUCUGUAUUUACAUGUCAGAAGUCACUAAUUCUUGUAACCGAACUGCAGGAUCGUUGGCAGUCGUGGCGGGUGGAUUAAAUAAAUACCCGACACAUAUCUGGUGUGGCCAAGGCUGGCUUUUCCGGGUGGACAAAAUUAUGUCAGUUUGAUUUGUCGGAGGUUGGUUUGCCUGAGACACAAGUGUCAGACUCUUUGUCAUGCACUUCAAACUACAAAAAUGUGCAGAGGGAAUUAGAAAGACAGACAGAUAAAGGACUGCAAACGCAUAUUCCUCGUCAGUUAACGACAAUAUCAACGGUAUGCCGUUUGUAAACGCCAAUUCUUCGUUCUUCAAGUCACGUGCGCUCCUAGUGUAAUAUCGGUUCCAGGGUCGGACAUUGUCUGGUGCUCGUGACAUGCGCACUUAAUGCCAGGAGUUCGAUUUAGGACUGGGCUGUCGAUUUAGUUUUGUUUCGAGCCGCCAUUAAGCACUGAGUGUUUCCUGGAGAACGAAGUCGGUGAUCAAUAGCUUGGGGACAGUAAGAUCUCGUCCACGAACGCUCGGUGUCCAUUUAUGAGGCUGUGUCCUAGACUGUGACACAUGCUUUGUUUGUACACAGUCCUUGUGGCACAUGGAACAUUCAGUAACAUAAUUAGUGAAGACAAAUCAAGAAUAUAAAUUACAACUCAAACUAAAACGAUGUCCUAAUGAUAUAUGUGUGUGUGGGGGGGGGUUUAUCACUUUUGAUGAAAGAUUUUUCCAAAAAAUAAAAUCCCAUGACGCAAA